AUGAAAGUGGGUCGGGUCGACCCGCAAGUGACCCGGGACCCGUCGGGUCUCGGGGCGGGUUCGGUUCAACUUUAUGUGAAAAAAAACCUAAGUGACCCGCUUGAAUACCGGGUUGGGUUCGGGCAGCGUCUCUUGAUUUUGGGUUGGCCCAAAAACCCAACUACCGACCCGCUUGAGGGCAGUGUCCGUGGGUUGGCUUCACUUCAGGAAUCAGGAUCCCUCGGCCCUCCGUUCAAUCGGUCAUCAACCGGACCUCCACCUAGCCGACCGGCGACAAGCGCUACAGGAUUUGCAAUCUUGGACUUGGAACGACCGACAACGCUUCAAAUCAAUUGA
Messenger RNA from Puccinia graminis f. sp. tritici CRL 75-36-700-3, 336 nucleotides. RefSeq lists its product as uncharacterized. NCBI's taxonomy places the organism in Eukaryota, Fungi, Basidiomycota, Pucciniomycetes, Pucciniales, Pucciniaceae. The record is from RefSeq and is a predicted model, not a curated record. The coding region runs from base 1 to 336 and encodes 111 amino acids. The transcript has a single exon.